Molecule: messenger RNA, 1359 nt
Organism: Heterostelium album PN500
Lineage: Eukaryota; Evosea; Eumycetozoa; Acytosteliales; Acytosteliaceae
Product: zinc finger MYND domain-containing protein
Exons: 2
Coding region: 1-1359 (452 amino acids)
Molecular function (GO): protein binding
Source: RefSeq, a predicted model, not a curated record
AUGCCAGAUUUUGUUAUGCAUUUAUCAAAGGUUACGAAUCACUUGACUUUGGACUUCGUUAUACCAAACAAUGUUUGCAAGAUUAUCCAGAUUCACAUCAACUCUUUAUUCUCUGCUCCAAUUUUUUAUGGAUUCAAAUCAAAUUGGAAAGAGGGUUUAAAUUGUCUCAAACGCGCAAAAGAUAUUAUAAAGGAGAAAGGAUUGCCAGAAGAUCUUAACAUCAUAUACCAAACUGGUGUUUGUCGAUUGAAAUUGGAUGAAGAAAAUAAAUGUAAAGGAAAUACUGAAGCACUAAUUGCUGAUCUAUUGGAAUUUACACGACGUUGUGAAAAAGAUGACAGACAAAGACCAAAAUCAUUCUAUCAUAUUGCUUUCAGAUAUUAUUGUAUUAAACAGAUUGAAAAGGCAACUCAUUAUUACAAUUUGGGUUUGGAAACAGAGGUAGAUCAACUUCCAUUCUUUAUGCCCGUGAAAAGUACUCAAAAAGAAAUUGUAGAAGUAUAUUUGAAUGUGAUGAACCCUAAACCAGAGAUGUUUAAACAAAAAGCAAAGGAACCUCCAAAAACAACACCAACCUUCACCAAAGAUGAUUUGAAAAAGAAAAGCGAACAAACUUCUUCAACUACAACUUCAACAGAAACAUCUACAACUUCAACAACUACAUCAACAACUUCAACAACCUCAACAACAAUAAGAUUAGCACCAUCAGUAUUGGAUAUACACAGAGCAAGAUUAUCAGUGGAAUCUAAACAACGUGAAGUAUAUGCUUCAAAGAUACGUGACUUUAUUAGUCAUAUAAAUUCAAAACCAACACCAGGUACCCAACAUGUACAACAAUCAAUCUCGCCAAUACAUAUUACUGCUAGAAAAGCACCUCAAGACAUUGGUGAUAAAUACAAAGAGAUUGUCGUCAAUGAAUUUGAUCCAAAUCGUGAUAUGGUUUACAAAGGAAGAUUCUUAAAAGGUAUCAUUGUUGAACGUCUCAUGAAGGCUGGAAACAUGGGUGCUCAUUCGAUUUUGAUGGACAACAAAGGAAAUUAUUUGAGAAUUAUGAUAUAUGAUGAAUCAGUCAAGAACCAAUCGGUUGCCGAUCAAACUCUAUAUGUUGGUCAAGGUAUCACCAUCAUUGAUCCAUAUCUUAGAGUCGGUUUGGAUGGAGUUGGAGCAAUCAGAGUCAAUUCCCUAAAAAAUCUUUUUACUGACGGAGCCAAACCCAACCAAGUGUGUUUCUAUUGCUUCAAAGAAUCAGAUAAACUUCAAAGAUGUGGAAAUUGCAAGAGUUCAUAUUAUUGUUCAAGAGAUUGUCAAGCCGGUGAUUAUAAACUUCUCAAACAUAAAUCAAUUUGUUUCAAACCAUAA